AUGGCUUCUUUUCAAUGGUUUUUCUUCAUAAUUCUUUUUCUUUACUUCAUGUGUUUUGUUGAACAAGGAAAUGCAAGAUUUCACAGACUUUUUCAUAGGAAAAAACAAAUAGUAAAUUUACCAACAGUGUAUGUUGAUCCAUCUGGUCAUGGAAAUUUCACAACUAUUCAAUCAGCCAUUGAUUCUGUUCCUCUAUAUAACCAAAAAUGGAUCUGUAUUUACAUAAAAGCUGGAAAAUAUAGGGAACAAGUGAGAAUUCCUCGAGAGAAGCCAUAUAUUUAUCUCAAAGGAGAAGGAAAAAGAAAAACAAACGUUACAUGGGAUGGUCAUAAUUCAAUUGCUACAGAUGCUACAUUCAUUUCUGAAGCUGAUUAUACAAUUGCUAAAAGCAUAACAUUUAUAAAUUCUUAUAAUUUUCCUCCAGAAGGCAAUGUUUAUCCGAUGCAAGCAGCAGUGGCUGCUAUGAUAUCCGGAGAUAAAUCCACAUUUUAUAGGUGUGGAUUUUUGGGAUUGCAAGAUACAUUAUGGGAUGUUCAAGGAAGGCAUUAUUUUAAGCUUUGUACUAUUGUUGGAGCUGUUGAUUUCAUCUUUGGUGCUGGUCAAUCUAUUUAUGAGAGAUGUACAAUAUCAGUAAAUGCAGGAGCUUUAGAUGGCUUGAUAGGGUAUAUUACAGCACAAGGAAGAAUAAGCCCAAAUGAUGAAAGUGGUUUUGUUUUUAAAGAUUCUGCAGUAUUUGGAACAGGACUAACUUUCUUGGGAAGACCAUGGAGAGAUUAUGCUAGGGUUCUUUUCUAUAACACCACCAUGUCAAAUAUUAUCGUUCCUCAGGGUUGGGCUGCUUGGUCUUUUGUUGGCCGAGAGUAA
Nicotiana tabacum (common tobacco) is the source of this 864-nucleotide messenger RNA. RefSeq names its product putative pectinesterase 29. Gene Ontology annotation, molecular function: pectinesterase activity. NCBI's taxonomy places the organism in Eukaryota, Viridiplantae, Streptophyta, Magnoliopsida, Solanales, Solanaceae. Gene Ontology annotation, biological process: cell wall modification; pectin catabolic process. The record is from RefSeq and is a predicted model, not a curated record.